UUUCAUCGCCUCUCUUUAUAAACAACCCACCAACAACAAUCCGCCAAAGUAGAGAUAGAAUCCAAGUCUCUGUUUUCUUCUUCUUCUUGUGAUUUUACCAGUAAAUAUAAUAACGUAGAGUUAUGAUAUUGUUUAGCGUCGUUAACUAAUGGAAACUGAUACGAGCAAACGCUGCGACAGCCUUGUUCACUCUCGAUUCUUUCUCUCUGGGUUUUAUUGCUGGGGUUGGGAAUUCUUGACCGCUCUCCUUCUCUUCAGUUGUUCUGCCUGAACCAUCACGUUAUAUUUUGUAGUCAUUUUUCUCUUGUAAUCAUAGUUAUUUGUUAAAAUAUUUUUUUUCGUGCUUGCGUUAUAUUUUGAGAGGGGGCUUGGUCAAUCGGAAAAGAUGGAGCUAAGGUCAGUUCCGGCUCCGUUCUUGAUGAAAACGUACCAGCUGGUGGAUGAUCAGAUCACCGACGAUGUGAUUUCGUGGAAUGAAAACGGCACGUCUUUCGUCGUUUGGAAAACUGCUGAUUUUGCAAGGGAUUUGCUUCCCAAAUAUUUCAAGCACAAUAACUUUUCCAGCUUCGUCCGUCAGCUCAACACUUACGGGUUUCGAAAGGUUGUUCCGGACAAAUGGGAAUUUGCCAACGAGCACUUCAAGCGGGGCCAAAAAGAGCUCUUGUCAGAUAUCCGUCGUCGCAAGACGAUCACAAAUUCGCCGGCGAACGGAAAGCCAUCUGAUGCGGGACCUUCUUCUCCACCAACUAAUUCUGGUGAGGAGCUAGGGUCCACCUCCACGUCGACGUUACCGGAUUCAAAGAAUUCCGGAUCGGCGGAAACGAAGCCGGCGACCAAAAUCGAAUUCGCCGACUUAUCAGACGAGAACGAGAAACUUAAGAAGGAUAACGAGAUGCUGAGCUCGGAACUGGCGCAGGCCAAGAAGCAGUGCGACGAGCUGGUUGGGUUUUUAACUGAAUGCGUGAAGGUAGGGCCCGAUCAGAUCAAUCGCAUCAUUGGGAAAGGAAGCUCUGGGUCCACCCAUGAUGCCGAUGUUCCUGGCCGCUGCUACGGUGACGAUGACGAAAACGACGACGGCGAAGAAGGAAACGGGAGUUUGAAACUGUUUGGGGUAUGGUUGAAAAGCUCGGGGAAGAAGCGGGCACUCGAGGAGAAAAUCGUGUACGGUGGCCCACACGCAAAAGAGAUGAAGACUGUGGAUUUUAACCACGUGUCUAUGGUGAUGAAAAGCGGCAAAGUUUGCAACUGACCCCACCAUCAACACUCCAAAAUUAUAUUUAGGAAAAAAAUUAGUACCUUUCUUUUAAAAAAAAAUAGGAACAAAAUAAAUAAAUAAAAUAUACAUGGAUUUGUAUAUUUCAAAGGUUAGGCGGGUGAAUUAGUCAGCAAUUUUGGGAUUAAAAAUCAAA
Hibiscus syriacus is the source of this 1409-nucleotide messenger RNA. RefSeq names its product heat shock factor protein HSF24-like. The coding region runs from base 386 to 1249 and encodes 287 amino acids. Gene Ontology annotation, molecular function: DNA-binding transcription factor activity; RNA polymerase II cis-regulatory region sequence-specific DNA binding. NCBI's taxonomy places the organism in Eukaryota, Viridiplantae, Streptophyta, Magnoliopsida, Malvales, Malvaceae. Gene Ontology annotation, biological process: regulation of transcription by RNA polymerase II. The record is from RefSeq and is a predicted model, not a curated record. The transcript has 2 exons. Gene Ontology annotation, cellular component: nucleus.